Messenger RNA from Astyanax mexicanus (Mexican tetra), 954 nucleotides. RefSeq lists its product as uncharacterized. Gene Ontology annotation, molecular function: G protein-coupled receptor activity. Gene Ontology annotation, biological process: G protein-coupled receptor signaling pathway; sensory perception of taste. The record is from RefSeq and is a predicted model, not a curated record. The transcript has a single exon. Gene Ontology annotation, cellular component: membrane. NCBI's taxonomy places the organism in Eukaryota, Metazoa, Chordata, Actinopteri, Characiformes, Acestrorhamphidae. Bases 1 to 954 code for a protein of 317 amino acids.
AUGAAUUACAUUAUCUCUUGGAAUGUGACUGUUUUAAUGGGUCUGGCACCUUUUCGGUCGGUGAAUAUGCCUCUCUCUGUUGUCAGCAUUCUUAUAGACAUAUUUUAUAUCUUCUGUAUGCUCUCUCCAGGGCCAAAAAAGCAGCGAAUGAAACAGCCUCUUUUAGUUUUACUAGGAUUUCUCGUUGGGAGCAAUACAGCUCUUAAUAUUUUAACUUUCUUGUUCCUUCUCAUGAAUGUUACAGAAUCUUGGCAGAGUUCAGACACCCUUGGUCUGAAUAUUUUAGCACAGUGUUUGCUGUUUACCAUGAGAGUCAGUAUUAACUCCUGUCUUUGGCUAAACGUGUUCUACUACUGUCAGAUUGUUCCUGCUCGACAUCCUUUCCUCAUCGCUUUGAAAAGGAAUAUCAGACCAUUUGUCUAUUCUGUCUUAAUCCUAGAUAAAUUCAUCUUUUUGAAUGGGUUCAUUGUUAAUUUUGCCUCCUAUGUGUUGAGUCUGUACAAAGAAUAUAAUUCCACAAAGACAGUUAUGAUAAACAAUGCAGUAGUGCCUGACAUGUGUUUAAGAGUAGGUUAUUUCUUCUUUAGUGUAUGUAUGAUGUUGGCAUCAGGCUGUGCAACUAUUUCAUACCUGCGGAGACACAUGAGGAACAUGGAGAAGAGCAGCAGAUCUUCUGCACGUCUUCAGUCACAGUUGAGAGUGACCAUCACAGGCAUCGUACAGACUCUUCUUUAUUUCCUUUGCUCAGCCUGGCUAAUCCUUGAUGAUGUUGCUUACUAUUUCACUAGUGCAAACUUUGACCCAGGAGCUUACAUCAUUAGCACUGUAGUUUCAUUAUAUUCUUUUGGGACAAACAUUAAUUUGGGCGUUGGCCAGGCAGUGUUCCGGGAGCAGGUAAUUCUCAUUUGGCAAAAUCUUCUGCCCCAAAAGUUGUCUAUUCCUUCAACUUUAUAG